Molecule: messenger RNA, 850 nt
Organism: Cynara cardunculus var. scolymus (artichoke)
Lineage: Eukaryota; Viridiplantae; Streptophyta; Magnoliopsida; Asterales; Asteraceae
Exons: 2
Coding region: 120-554 (144 amino acids)
Source: RefSeq, a predicted model, not a curated record
CAUCUUCUCCCACACUCUCACUCCUCCUCCUCCUCUCUCUCUCCAACCACCGUCUCUCUCUCCUCUUUCUUUCUAGCAACAUAGAUAAGUUAGAAUUAGAUAGGGAGAGAGAAGUGGAGAUGAUCUUGGGUAAAAGACCUCGGCCUCCGAUCAAGAGAACCACCAGCAUGACGGAGGUCACCUUGGAUCUCAAUCGCACCGCCGUUGGUGGUGGUCAUGCCAACUCUCAACCACCGUAUGAUCCAAACAACCCGUUUACUAUGAACCCAUCUCCAGAUGCUAAUCUUGAUCAUCGGUUCUUCACACCCACCAUUUCUCCGAGGAACCACCGCCGGAAUUCAGCUGACCAUAUGGAAUCAGCCCAUUUCUUGACCGUUUGUCACCUCUGCAACCGCCGUUUGAUCACCGGCCGUGAUAUCUUCAUGUAUAGAGGUGAUAGCGCAUUUUGUAGCUCCGAGUGCAGACAAGAACAGAUGAAUCAAGAUGAGAAAAAAGACAAGCAUCCAUUGGUACCCAAAAAGCCAGCUGCCAUUAUUUCAGAAUCUUCAUCAUAAGACUGGCUUAACAGAUACAGAAGAUCUUAAUGGGGUUUGAAUCCAUGUUUAUAUGAUCCGGAGUCUUUCAAAUAUAUAUACAUGCAUUUUUAUGUAUGUAUAUACAUAAUCUGUAUGUAUUGUGUAUGUGUGUUUUAUGAAAUAGUUCCAAAGUUAUUAUUCAUGUGAUUCAACAUUAUAAUCAUUGCAUUAGAAGAAUGUAGGACAUUUGGUUUCGCAAUGAUGAUCUUGCACUGUUCUGCGGGACUUUUAAACCAACAUUCAAACCAUCUAAUGUAUGUUUGAUUUAUCUUUUA